This is a messenger RNA of Ostreococcus tauri, 2145 nucleotides long. Its product is annotated as P-loop containing nucleoside triphosphate hydrolase. Gene Ontology annotation, cellular component: nucleolus. Lineage: Eukaryota; Viridiplantae; Chlorophyta; Mamiellophyceae; Mamiellales; Bathycoccaceae. The record is from RefSeq and is a predicted model, not a curated record. Gene Ontology annotation, molecular function: GTP binding. Bases 1 to 2145 code for a protein of 714 amino acids. The transcript has a single exon.
AUGGCGAAGAAACAGCGCGAGGCGAAGGGAAGCGCCGCGGGCGCGGGCGCGGGCGCGUCCUCGGGAAGUAAACCGAGGCACUCGAUGAGCACGACGGGACGGACGAACGCGAUGAAACCGAACGAGCGCUCGGCGGCGACGGUGCGGCGGUUGGCCAUGUAUAAGCAACGCGCGGUGAGAGAUAAAAAGGGAAAAAUUCUCAAGCAAGACUUGCAGAGUAAGGAACUGCCGUCGACGCGGAUCAUCCCGGACAGGCGAUGGUUCGGGAACACGCGGGUGAUUGGUCAAAAGCAGCUGGAGGAGUUUCGGGAGGAGAUGGCGACGAAGAGCCGGGAUGGGUACACGGUGCUCAUCAAACAGAAGAACCUGCCGCUGUCGCUACUGAAGGACGAGGAGCGAGGUCGGGCGAGGCGAGUGAAUUUAUUGAGUCAGAGCUCGUUUGCGGAGACGUUCGGGGCGAAUAAGAAGAGGAAGAAGCCCAAGCUCGCGCUCGAUAACCUCGAGGCGAUGGCGAGCAAGGCGUCGAAGAUGGGAGACAUUUACUCGGAGGGCGUGGAGACUGGAGCCAUCACCGACAGAGAUUUGGUGCGCGAGGAUGACGGUGUCCGUGCGGAGGCCAAGCAGGCGAUGUUCGAGAAGGGACAGUCGAAGCGCAUUUGGGGGGAACUGUACAAGGUUGUGGAUUCGUCCGACGUCAUCAUUCAGGUGCUGGACGUCCGCGAUCCCAUGGGAACGAGAUGCUAUCAUCUUGAGCAGCACCUAAAGAAGGACGCAAUGAAGAGGCACAAGCACAUGAUUCUGCUCCUCAAUAAGGUCGACUUGGUUCCCGCUUGGGUAACGAAGCGUUGGCUUCACACUUUGUCUCGCGAGUUCCCCACAAUCGCGUUCCACGCGUCGGUGAGUAAUCCGUUUGGGAAGGGAGCGGUGCUUUCUCUCCUUCGCCAGUUUAGCCGCCUACGAAUGGACAAGCAGAACGUCUCCGUCGGUUUCGUGGGAUAUCCAAACGUCGGCAAGUCCUCGGUCAUCAACGCACUUCGUCAAAAGCGAGUGUGCGUCGCCGCACCGAUCCCGGGGGAGACGAAGGUGUGGCAAUACGUCAACCUUACAAAGAGAAUUUUUCUCAUCGAUUGUCCGGGCGUUGUUUACCAAGACACCCAGGACACUGACACGGACGCCGUGCUGAAGGGCGUGGUUCGUAUCUCUAAUCUCGAAGACGCCGCGGAACACAUACCAGACGUCGUGGCGCGCGUAAAGGCUGAGUACCUGAGACGCGCAUACAAGGUGCCGAGUUGGACCGAUCCAGAGGACUUCCUUCGUCAAGUCGCCCGGAUGAGUGGUAAACUGCUGAAGGGCGGCGAUGAAGACAUCAACUCGGUGGCCAAGAGUAUUUUGCAAGACUGGCAGCGCGGUCGCAUCCCUUGGUUCACGCCCCCGCCGUCUCUUCCAGAUGGACCGUCACAAACGAUCGUAAAUGUGGGAGAAAACGCUUCCACCAUUGAAAAGGAAGCGGCGCAAGGUUUUGCCUCCGCCGCCGCGGAAGUGACGAUGAAGCAAGUGCAUCGACGCAUGCCGCAAUCGCACGGGUUGUUUGACGACGAAGACAGGCACGACCAGGAGUACGCAACGGAGGAUGAAGACGAGCCCGCGUCUGAGGACGAAGGCGAUGAAGACGACGGCGACGAAGACGGAAAGGGCACGAAGCGCAGGCGCGGCGAUAAAUCGGACGAUGAAGAAUUCGAAGAUGAAGACGAGGAGGAGGAGCGCGCCGCGCCGCACGGAGAAGUAUCAGAGAGCGAGGAAGUUGACAUUCACGAGGAAGGAGCGGACGGCAAUGUCGACGCCGAGACGCUCAAAAAGUUUGCGUCGGACGACGAAGACGACGGUGCCUCCGACGAAGACGAUAGCGACAGCGAUAGCGAUGGUUACGGCCCGGGAGGUCUCUCCUUCGAUCAAGUUCUAGCCGAGAUGAAGGGUGAGGUGACUGAAAAACCGUCGGGCGUCACCGGCGCGAAGAAGAAGCGACCCGCGAGCAAAAAGAGCGCCGACACCUUCGGUGCCUCCGGAUCGGGUCCGCGGAAGAAGGAGAAGACCAUAACGUUCUCAACAACCGCGACGGCAACGAAGAAGAAGAAGCCGCGUCGUUAA